Messenger RNA from Cylicocyclus nassatus, 924 nucleotides. Lineage: Eukaryota; Metazoa; Nematoda; Chromadorea; Rhabditida; Strongylidae. The record is from the annotation of a GenBank genome assembly.
ACUUUCAGCAUGGCUGCUUAUUACAACAAUUAUAAUCUUGCACAAAUUUUUGCAUCAGUGGACAAGGACAGAUCUGGUCAAAUAAGCGCAGAUGAAUUACAACGAGCCUUGUCGAAUGGCACCUGGAAUCCAUUCAAUCCAGAAACCUGUCGGUUAAUGAUAGGAAUGUUUGAUUCGAAUGGAGAUGGAGCUAUCAAUCUGCAAGAGUUUCAAGCUCUCUGGAAUUAUAUCAAUGAGUGGACCAACUGUUUCCGAGGCUUUGAUUUGGAUAAUAGCGGAAACAUCGACAAGUCCGAACUGCAGAAUGCCUUAUCUAGAUUUGGCUAUCGUUUGUCCGAUCAGUUCUACAAUAUACUUAUGCUAAAAUUCGAUCGAACUCACACUGGAAAUAUAAACUUCGAUGAUUUCAUUCAAUUAUGUGUUGUUUUACAAACAUUAACGGCUGCAUUCAGAGACAAGGACGCAGAUCGAGACGGUGUGAUCACGAUACGCUACGAAGAAUUUUUAACAAUGGUUACUGGUAUGUUAGUGAGAAUGUGUCGUUAGUGAGAGCAAGGAAAGAAAAUAAAUGGAUUCGCUCCACACUCGCUCUACAUCUCACUUAUCGCGUACGUGUACAGCUCUUAUUCGAGAACAUGGUGGUGAACUCAUGGAUUGACAAAACUGUGCCCCUAUUUGGAUAGUGGUGCUAAUUAAUUGGUUGAAGUUGCUGCUAUCACUGUAAAUGCUAGGAAAAAUUCAAUGUAGACGAACAUUUCUUUCAUAUACGUCUAUAUAGUUCACUUUUACCGUUCCAAAAUUAAUCAUUCCGCUUGUAAGUAGAUCACAACUUGACAACUUUUAUUCAUCAAUUUUGCAUUGUACAAGCAUUUUAUAUAUUUUGUCAUCAUCCUUGGAAUAUAUGAAUGUUAUCAGACUUGUAGU